This is a messenger RNA of Ceratina calcarata, 1911 nucleotides long. RefSeq names its product eukaryotic translation initiation factor 2 subunit beta (gene eIF2beta). The coding region runs from base 218 to 1204 and encodes 328 amino acids. Gene Ontology annotation, molecular function: translation initiation factor activity; translation initiation factor binding; mRNA binding. The record is from RefSeq and is a predicted model, not a curated record. NCBI's taxonomy places the organism in Eukaryota, Metazoa, Arthropoda, Insecta, Hymenoptera, Apidae. The transcript is spliced from 7 exons. Gene Ontology annotation, cellular component: eukaryotic translation initiation factor 2 complex. Gene Ontology annotation, biological process: formation of translation preinitiation complex; translational initiation.
AGUGUGAAUCACACUUUGGGCUUGGAAGUCGAAAUUUCUGAUGCAACAUGCAACAUUCGUUAACAAGACGUGAAUGGCGUGAAUGCACUGUACAUACAGGUACAAACGAUAGGUUCGAUCAGGUUUGAUACCCGCGUGAUCAAGGUGUUCGGCUGUAUUUAAGGGAAUCAAGGAAAUUAACAAGGAGGAUACCAAUUGGUCUAGAACGAUAUUCAAAAUGACUGAGGAAGACUCGGUGUUCGAUCCGACGUUAAAGAAGAAGAAAAAGAAGAAGAAGACCACUUUCGAUCUUGAUGCUGCGUUUAACGAAGGUGGCAAUGCCGGUGAUUCGAUGGAGGCGACCGGUGACAAGGAAAAUCAGGAGCCGGAGCCUCCUGCACCGGCCGACGACGACGAAACAUUGGAUUUAGAGAACUUUGGUAGAAAGAAAAAAAAGAAGAAAAAAGCAUUUAAUCUGGAUGAGCUCGACGCUGCUUUACCCGAUACGAAGAAAGAGGACGUCAUCGAGCAACAAAUGGAAGAGAUCGCCGUGGACGAUACCUUCGACUUAGACAUGGACUUCUCAAAAACUAAGAAGAAGAAAAAGAAGAAGAAAGACCUCGAUGAGCUGGUGGCCGAGGAAGAGCGUAAAGAAAUCGAAGACAAAGAAAAUGGCUGCACUGAAUCUGAGCGAAGUGCAGAGUACGAGGACACGAGUUUAUGGGUCGGAUCGGACAGAGAUUACACGUACGACGAAUUACUGGUAAGGGUGUUCAACAUCAUGAGGGAAAAGAAUCCCGAUAUGGUCGCUGGUAAGAAACAGAAGUUCGUCAUGCGUCCCCCUCAAGUAGUGCGUAUAGGCACCAAGAAAACAUCGUUCGCCAAUUUCACCGAGAUAUGUAAAACACUCCAUAGGCAACCGAAACAUUUACUCGACUUUUUGCUCGCUGAGUUAGGAACUAGCGGCUCUGUCGACGGAAAUAGUCAGCUUAUAAUUAAGGGCCGUUUCCAGCAGAAACAAAUAGAAAAUGUUCUUAGGAGAUACAUUAAGGAAUAUGUUACCUGCCACACUUGUCGUUCUCCGGACACUAUACUUCAAAAGGAUACUCGAUUAUUUUUCUUACAGUGCGAGACCUGUGGCUCAAGAUGUUCGGUAGCUAGCAUAAAAUCUGGCUUCCAGGCCGUUACAGGAAAGCGUGCUGCUAUUCGAGCAAAAACUGCCUAAAACAUUUGUCACGUGUCAUGUUUAUCAAUCAAUUUUGUAGCAUAAUUUUGAAAUUAUCAGAGAUUUCUUGUGUCAGAUCGCAAUUUUUACUAUACCUAUUAUAACGGCGUGCAAUCCGAGCAUUCAUUUUUUCACUCGUGCUGUCGGUCUCUGGAAUAGAUCGUAAAAUUUACAAAAACAGGAUGACACGUUCCACGUUGAUCGGAGCGAAACGCGUGGAGAAAAAUUUAUAGAUGGAAUCGACCGAACGUUUCCUCGCAUCACCCACCCAUUUUUUUUUUUUUUUUUUUUUCUUAUAUUUUUUUUAUUCACUCGAAUCGCCCGUGUUGAUUUUUAAAUUUUUAAUGUACCGUUUGCUCGUGUAACGGAUGGACGCAACGGUGCAAUUAUAUAACAGAAUUUUAAUUUCCCUUAUAUGCAUUCCCGUUCGUCGUCUCGCGAUGCAACGGGCGAUGCGCGUCGGACAUUUUCCGAGAACUACGUUAUUGAAAUUGUACACACGAAUCGAACAGAGAAGAACGAAGAAGAGUCACGCGAUAAAUAAUUAUCCAUUUGUCCGUAAUCGUGACAUAAAUCCUGUAUAAAGUCGAUUAAGUGUAAUAUUACCAGUUAUCGACGAUAGACUUUAACGAGCUGGUAACGAUUUGUUAUAUAUCACUUUCUGUAUACAAAAACAAAUUGUAACAUUAAAUUCAAGUAUAUUAUUA